AUGUCUUCUCGUCUUCUCCGAUACUUUGCUGGAUCGACCCUUCUUCGCACCCAGUCUGUCCGUAGCAUCGCCACUCCUAUGCGAGGCACCAUUGCUGCGCGGUCUAAUAUCCAAAUCGCCGCUGCCGCCGCUGGCCCCCUCCAAUUCUCACAUCCACCUCCCACUCGCUUCCUGAUCCCCAGAUCCCCCAUUCGCCGUGCAUUCGCCGCGAUCUCCAACAAAAAAUUACCUCCAUGUGGCAAGCACUGCACCUGCAACUAUGACGCUGAAAAGGAGUCCUUGAUCUCGGCGCAGCGUUGGACUAUCGUGUGCUUUGCUGGCUUGGCUAUGUCGUUUGCGGUAUUUUAUACUCGGAUCUUGUUAGAAGUCAUUCGAGGUAUCGCCACUCCUUUGCAAGGUAUCAUCGCACUCUUUUAG
This is a messenger RNA of Linnemannia hyalina, 417 nucleotides long. The record is from the annotation of a GenBank genome assembly. Lineage: Eukaryota; Fungi; Mortierellomycota; Mortierellomycetes; Mortierellales; Mortierellaceae.